Molecule: messenger RNA, 651 nt
Organism: Candidula unifasciata
Lineage: Eukaryota; Metazoa; Mollusca; Gastropoda; Stylommatophora; Geomitridae
Source: the annotation of a GenBank genome assembly
AUGGGCGAAUGCCAGGAAACAAAUCAGAUCACUGUCAACAAUUCCUGUGACAAAAACACAGAGCCACUUCUAGUUUGUAUUUCACCUGAGCAACCAGAACAGAGCAGUUGGCGGGAAAACGGUUAUCUCGCAGAUACGGAAAAUAUAUUUUCCUGCUCCACAUUUUCCAGACUUAGCAGUCCCUUCCACCGGAAGCGGAAGUCACAUGAUCAGUUUGACCCAGUAGCGUGUGAUGUUUCGCAUAAAAGAUCUUCCUCAUCUCUCUCAGAUGACUGCUCCAAGGCCAGCCCAGUUUUUCAGGAAAGAAUCAAACCGGCGACUUCGGCGUCUCUAGGGUUAUUUCGCAUACGUCAAAGUAGAGUGGUUCAGCGGGCAGUGCAUCUGACAUAUUUGUUGACGUUUCUAUUCAUGUUCGCAUCCUUGCUGCAGCUGUACACAGUGUUUGGUGUGUAUGGUGUUCUUGGGACAAACCCUCGACCGGACCCUUGGCCCUGGCUGCUCCUGCACACAAUAUUUCGGGCAACUGAAGUCUCCAUUGGGUUCUCCAUUGCGGCCAUCGCUUUCAUCACCCUCAACUACCGCCACCAGAGAGCCAAGCGACGGCAACAGCAGCAGCAACAUCUGGUAGCUACAAGAGACUGCAUUGUCUAA